Messenger RNA from Penicillium coprophilum, 1131 nucleotides. RefSeq names its product putative mitochondrial carrier protein. The record is from RefSeq and is a predicted model, not a curated record. Bases 1 to 1131 code for a protein of 376 amino acids. The transcript has 3 exons. NCBI's taxonomy places the organism in Eukaryota, Fungi, Ascomycota, Eurotiomycetes, Eurotiales, Aspergillaceae. Gene Ontology annotation, cellular component: mitochondrial inner membrane. Gene Ontology annotation, molecular function: S-adenosyl-L-methionine transmembrane transporter activity.
AUGUACAACACUAGUUCCGAUAUUUGGGUUGCAGGCGCAUUUGCGGCAGUUGUAGUCGAUUUUGUGGCCUACCCCAUCGACACCCUCAAGACCCGUGUUCAAUCACCAAACUAUGAGAAGGUUUACAAAGAUGCACGCACAGGAGCAGUGCAGCGCAAUGUACUCUUUAGAGGACUGUAUCAAGGUGUCUGGAGUGUGGUUUUCUCGACGAUUCCAGCUUCCGGUGCAUUCUUUACCACAUACGAAGCUGUGAAAAACAUUAUGUAUAACUCCUCAACAAGUAAUCCCACUAGCAUGACAGGUGGAAAGAGAACCGCUCCAGAAGGUUCUUUGAACAGUCUUCGCUUGCCUUUUACACAUUCCCUCCCUACUCCCAUUAUGCAUGGAAUAGCCUCUUCAACGGCGGAGAUGGUAUCAUGUCUCAUGCUCACGCCGGCAGAGGUACUUAAACAGAAUGCGCAGAUGAUUCAAGGUCGCCAAACAAACAAGUCCGCCAUGGGACAGGUACUACUGCGAUUCCGACGUCAUCCUUGGCGUCUAUGGAGUGGGUAUACGGCACUGGUCGGUCGAAACCUGCCAACUACAGCUUUACAAUUUCCCCUAUUUGAGUACGUACGAUCAAAUCUGAUUGACCGCUGGAGGCGACGCAAAGCGAGUCGCAGCCAUACCGGGCAACCACCAUCGGAACAGUCAGAGCAACUAGUCGAACGGGCCGGCUUGACGGGUAUAGCUGGGGCAAUUUCGGGAACAGUUGCGGCGACUGUGACCACCCCGAUCGACGUUAUCAAGACCCGUGUCAUGCUUUCGGCAAGUGAUGCUGGUGCUGGUUCACAAGAUCAAAGUACUAAGGCUGGUGCUCCUGGGCGUGGAGCAGUAUCUUUGGAGAGGCAAACCAAGAUCAACACGGGUAAAUCUCUCAUUUCUGUUGGUCGUAAAGUCAUAAGUCACGAGGGCAUCCGUGGGUUGUUCAAGGGUGGACUGAUACGGGCCGGUUGGACGGCGAUUGCAUUAGGCAUGUAUCUCAGCCUGUAUGAAGGAGGCCGGUUUUAUUUGGAGAAUCGGCGGAAGGAGCGGGACCGUAUCAAUGGGAAACUCGCAAAGCAAACCGACGAAGGAGAGGAAGUCAUCUAG